UGAUGGAGGCACUGGAGAACAUGGCGUUUAUUGCUAAUGCAGUGAGCCUUGUCACCUACUUUAUGGGUUACAUGAACUUCAGCUUGACAAAAUCUGCAAACACAGUUACAAACUUCAUGGGAACCUCUUUCAUAUUAGCAAUCAUAGGAGGAGUCAUCGCUGAUAGCUAUUUGACAAGAUUCACAACCUGUGUCUUGUUUGGAAUCAUAGAAUUGCUGGGAUAUGCGCUGCUGACAGUACAAGCACACUUCGAUCAACUGAGGCCAACUCCUUGCACGGAUGUUUCAAAACAAUGCGAGGCUGCAAAUACCGGCCAAGCAGCAAUUCUUUACACUGGUAUAUACCUGGUGGCGCUAGGAACCAGCGGGGUUAAGGGGGCUUUGCCAUUACUGGGAGCUGACCAGUUCGACAGCAAGGACCCUAAAGAGGCAGCUCAACUUUCAAGCUUUUUCAACUGGUUCGUAUUUAGCAUGACCGGUGGAUCUAUAGCCGGAGUAACUUUUGUUGUAUGGAUAAGUUCUAACAAGGGUUGGGAUUGGGCGUUUGGGGUGUGCACUAUAGCAGUCUUGCUGGCAAUUGUGUUUUUGUGCAUUGGCAAGCCAUUUUAUAGGAAAAAUGCGCCUAAAGGAAGCUCUAUAAUUCGUAUCAUACAGGUAUUAGUCUCUGCCAUCCGCAACCGAGAUCUUCCAUUACCAAAGAAGGAAGAUGAAUUAUAUGAGAUUUAUGACAAAGGGACAGUUGUGAUGCCCAAUGAAAUUCUUCAGAGAACCAAUCAAUUUAGGUUUUUGGAUCGAGCAGCAGUUCAUAUUACCUCUCGGGGUGCAUCACCAAUAAUGACUCCAGGACCCUGGAGGCUUAAUACAGUGACCCAAGUUGAAGAAACAAAGAUUCUACUUCGCAUGCUCCCAAUUGUACUUAGUACUGUUUUCAUAAAUACUUGUUUGGCUCAACUCCAAACUUUCUCCGUACGACAAAGCAUGACCAUGGAUACUCGUAUCUUUGGUUUUAAGAUCCCCGCUGCCUCCCUCCCUGUCAUACCUAUGGUGUUUAACUUCAUUUUUAUUCCAAUUUAUGACCGCAUUUUUGUUCCACUUGCCCGAAAAGUAACAGGAAUUCCAACAGGAAUCCGAUAUCUUCAGCGAGUUGGAGUUGGAUUGGUGCUGUCAACCAUUUCCAUGGCAAUUUCUGCACUCAUGGAAACCCGGCGUAAAUCUGUGGCUGUUAAAAACAACAUGGUAGAUUCUAACGACCCUCUGCCAAUGAGCGUGUUUUGGCUUGGAUUCCAAUAUGCUGUAUUUGGAUUGGCUGAUAUGUUCACAUUGGUCGGGCUGCUAGAGUUCUACCAUGCGGAGAGCUCAGCUAGAAUGAAGGGAACAAGCACAGCCAUCUCAUGGUUUUCACUCGCAUUUGGGUACUUUAUAAGCUCACUAGUGGUGGAGGUGGUAAACAGGGCCAGCGGGGGUUGGUUGGCUUCUAGCAACGUGAACAGAGACAAGUUGAACUACUUCUACUGGUUAUUAUCAACGUUGAGUGCUGUUAACUUUGUUAUUUAUUUGGUGUGUGCAUCUUGGUACAAAUAUAAGAACGUGAAAAUGAAGCAAGAAAAUUUUACUGAUGGUAAUGCUGAACGCUAAGAGAAAGCUUAGAGAUGAGAGUUUAUGAUCGUUAUGUCCACAGAUAUUUCCUGCUGCAGUUGUGCCUAUAUUGAUGUUUUAAGCAUCUGUAACGAGUACAAGCGAUUUACAUGAAUAAAAUCAAUGUUUUCGAUGUUGAUUAAGAC
Durio zibethinus is the source of this 1780-nucleotide messenger RNA. RefSeq names its product protein NRT1/ PTR FAMILY 4.6-like. Gene Ontology annotation, cellular component: membrane. Lineage: Eukaryota; Viridiplantae; Streptophyta; Magnoliopsida; Malvales; Malvaceae. The record is from RefSeq and is a predicted model, not a curated record. Gene Ontology annotation, biological process: transmembrane transport. Gene Ontology annotation, molecular function: transmembrane transporter activity.